AUGUCGGCAGACCGAGUAGAGCCCACGCCAAUGGCGUCCCUUCAGAAGGAGUUGAAGAAGAUGAGCGGCUCAACCUUGUCCGCCGCCGUCGCAGAUGCCGAUAGAAUCGUGGCUCUUCUAGAGACCGCGCGAGAGCAAGUGGCGAACGGUAUAGCGCUCCCCCAUAAGUACAUGCUGCUCUAUACUUUAGCUAACGUAGAGACAUCUGCAGCCAAGGACCCCCAUACUGCGAGCAUUACCAUGACUAAACUCCAAAACCCCGUCAAGGAUCGGUUCGAGGCCCUGAACAAGGAUCUAAGGGAUAUAUCUAAACACCAAAAGAAUUUUGGCAAGGCUCUAGACAAGGUUGGUGUCUUCCCUCGCCAGGUCGUGCUCUCACAUAGAUGCUCCGACGGCGUCUUAUGUCGCUCAAUAACGGGAUACGAAUCCCAUAUUACAAAAACGAUCAUCAUGCACCUCUUCCGUGAGGGCCGCUUCGACGUGGCAACGCAGUUCCUUACCGAGGCACGCGAGCAAGGGGUCAUUGGGGAUCGUGACCUUGUGCCCGCCAUGGAUUGGGCCGAGUUGCAUGCCGAAGGAUUGGAUGCCAACUCGUCAAACCUACAAUUUGAGCUUAACCGCCUCCAGUUUAUCUGGCUCCUUAAGGGUCCUUCCGUGAACGGCCUACCCGACGACCAUCGCAACGGCCUUACCGGAGCCCUCAACUAUGCUCGCGAGCACUUUUGGAAAUUUCAAACCCGUCACGGGAAGCAAAUUCGAGAGCUCAUGACGGCCAUACUUUUCACGAGUAAUAUCCAGGACUCACCCUACCGCUCACUUUUCGAGAUCCAGACUGCGUUUGAGGAGGUGGCCCACUCCUUUGCUCGCGAGUUCUGCUCCCUCCUCAACCUUUCCGCCGAGUCCCCCUCUACGUCGCCGUCACCGCCGGCGCCAUCUCCCUUCCUCAGCUCCUCAAGUUCAACCAAGCGAUGA
Messenger RNA from Parascedosporium putredinis, 972 nucleotides. The record is from the annotation of a GenBank genome assembly. Lineage: Eukaryota; Fungi; Ascomycota; Sordariomycetes; Microascales; Microascaceae.